Anopheles coluzzii is the source of this 3977-nucleotide messenger RNA. RefSeq lists its product as uncharacterized. The coding region runs from base 1283 to 2275 and encodes 330 amino acids. The record is from RefSeq and is a predicted model, not a curated record. NCBI's taxonomy places the organism in Eukaryota, Metazoa, Arthropoda, Insecta, Diptera, Culicidae. The transcript has 3 exons.
AAAUGUGAUAUAUCAAUUCGUACGUAGUCAGCCAUGAGCCGUUUCCUCGUCCAGACGGAAGUUUCUUCUUCUAUCCAAGGACUGAAUUGUCAACACGUGCCCUAGAACGGAGUUAAUAAGGUGAUUUUUGCAAUAACUCUUCUUGAGUUAACAUCUUAUACAUAUACAAGACCAGUUCAUCAGAUAGAAGAUGGAGAUAAUAGAAACUCCACAUGAAGUAAUAAGUGCUCAAUGCUAUUUUUUUUAAGAUAUAUUUUUAAUAUAAAUUUCCUUGAAAGAAUAGCAUCGUUGAGCCUUGUUGUCAAAUUAUUAAAUUAAUUUCAAAAGAGAAAUAUGUUUCGUAUAAAAACAGUAUUGGUAAGCUAAAUAAGCAAUCAAUUUAGUAAGCAAAAAUUACCAAAAUUAAUCAAAAUUAUUUGUAUUUUAUAGGUAUUUUGGUCUCAAGGAGCGAUAUAUUUUGAUAUAUUUUGAGUAUCGCUAACAUCUUCGAAAACACAUACGUUAUGCAACACAGAAGCAGUUGUUUUUCACAACACGUCAUAUGAAAAAUGCUUUCUUGACAACUCAAACAUGUUAGCAAUCUAUUCGCUGUUUUGAGAACCCUUAAACAAUAGACCUAAUUGCAAAGAUCUAUAGCACAAGUACUUUGCAAUGCUAUUCCAAAUACUUUAAUGAGAUGCCAAGGUAGAUAAACAACAGAGAUCUCAGACUCAUUCAACCAUUCCAAAAUACUUCCUUCGUUGUUAUGUAUCCCCAAGCUCCCCGGCCCAAGCUAUUUUUCCUGAUAAUGUUGUUUUGGUCACUCUCACAAAUGACUGAGUGAGAGCAUUGGGUCUCCAAUAAUUCAAAAUUAGGGUCUUUCGCAGCCAUUAGAUCACAACACACUGCCCUAUUAACUUCAACGGUUUAUUCAAGCUGAUUGAUCUCCAAAACACUUCCAAAACAACGACCCAAACCAUCUCAAAGCACGUACUACACCACCGUGUUAACCCCUUUUAUCACCUAACACCAUCUCAAGUUACGUCCAGCGUGUACCUCCUCCCACUGUAAAACUGCUCGCAUUCCGACCUAGCUUCACCGCUGUACCGGCUGAACCCGAACCUCUGCAACGACCUUGCCAUGUUCGCAUGUUUGUUACCAACAGUCCACCCUUUGUCCCAAGCAUUUUGCCGACGUCAGCGGAAACCCAUUUCUCGAAAGAGAGGUAUGCGCCACUCAACGGCACACGCCACAGACGGCCCCACUUCAACAACAGUGGCUGGCGCUGACGCUUUAGUUCACGAUGAAGUGUCGCAUCUUUUGCGCGGUACUGCUAGGUACGCUCCUAGCACCUUUCGUCCACUCGUGGGACCUACGCACGAUUGGGAUCGAUCGGUUCCGCGUGCGGCACGUUUCACUGUACCACUCGAGGGCGUUCCUAACGAUUGAGUCAUCGAACGUGUCGCUGGUGGAAGCGAGCUGGCCCGAAACCGUCGGCUACCAGUGGUCGCGCGUGCUCUCAACCGACGGCGAUGAACGAGGAUCGUGCCGCGGGUUGACGAACGUGCUGGGCACUGAUAUCGAUCGGUUGGCACGGCUGUGGGUGCUGUGUGGCGCUGGGGAUAACGCCUGCCCCCCGAAGCUGGUCAUCCGUAGCUUGCUGAGUCCGGGCACGGGUGAGAUUCAGCACCGAUUUCCCACAGCUGACGCUGACCAACAACGGUUCCAUGCGAUCGUGGUCGACCCGGUACCGUCAAGCGACGGUGACACACGUGCGUUCAUCACGCUGUUCGAUCAGGACUACGUGCUGCUGUACUCGCUGUUCAAACGCUCCAUCGGCAAGCUACAAUUUCAAAAAAGCGACCAAACCUCACUGCAUCCGAUCUCACUGUCCGAGGUAACGGUCAACCUGAACCGGCUGUACGUGGCCGACACGGUGAGCGAUCGGCUAUUUGCCCUGCCCAUCCGGAACCUGCGCCAGCUCGCCUUCCCGGAGGACGGUGUGCGGAAGAUUAUCAUGAAAACGAACGUCACCUAUCUCGGGCGGCUGCUCGGGCGGCCCGCCGGGCUGACUCUGGAUUUCCGCAACAAUUUGCUGUAUGUGCUGCAACGUGACGGUGCGAUCGUGAAGUGGACGCCGGGCCGCUCGCUGAAGGCCGAAAACCAUCGCGUCAUUCUCCAGCAGGGCACGAACAUUACGCAGAUCAUUCUUGGAAUUGGUGGCAAAGCGUGGGCUGUGUCCGGGGAGUACAUAUCCGAGGCGUCCAGGCGGCACUGUCUGAAGAUCGUUGUUUAGGAAGACUGCUGUCGAAAAAAGGGAAAGAAAACUGUGAUAAAGGGUAAAUAAAGAGUGUUUGUAGAUUAAACAGAUGUGCCAGAAGAAAUUGGAACCUUCCUGGAGCAACCUGAUAUAGAGCAAAACAAAACUUGCUGAAAUAAUCCGCAUUUUAUAGCAACAUUGCCAACACGUGCACGACCGGGUUCGAUGACGCCUUUUUGGUGGUGAGACAAGUUUUUUGUUGUUGUUGUUUUGCUGGCGAGGCAAACAUCCUUCCACAAUGAUUCCCUGAACUUGACCAUGGCUCGACGAGGGUAAACACGCAACCAACGAUGUCCGUGAUGUCCGUUACGGUGAAAUUGAAAUUCGCUAACCGUACUCUAAAUCCUUACGAUUGCCCAGUGCGAAACGGCAAUGGAGAGCCGAAGGAGGGGUUGUGAAGGUACACGCCGGGUUCGUUCGUGCAGAAAACUUGUUUUAAUGCCUUUUCAUUAACCAGCCGAGGCAAUGCGUCUGGCACUAGCGGCUCUAUCGUAUAGAGAUGGCAUCUGAACUACCGUAACUGGUAGCAAGCAUAUCAGUUACUUUUUGCUGAAAGCAGUAACUAAUCACAAAACAUCAGAGGUGCAAAGUUGAAAUUGGUUGACGUAUUCUUCAGUUUAAUCGUCACAUUUUUUACAGUGACAACUCUUUCCUCUUCAAGUUGGCUCAAAAGAUCUCAACUGUGGCAAGCUAGGGGUUAGCUACGGGUUAUGCUCGGGUACUACCAAAAUGCCAACCUCCACAACGACCACCAUGCUAUCCUAUUCACCCGGAACUGAUGUCUUUUCCUGGACAGUAUCUUCAAUCGUUGUUCUGUUGAAUCUUUCAGUUGCUAAAAACGAUCUGUCAACCGGUUCUUUGGCCAUAGCUGAAAAGUUGAAGCUUGUUUGCAGGGUUAUCAGUUGUUUGGUCACCAUUUUCAUCCAAUUAUACGUCGUUUCCUCCAAGUUGGCAUAUAACUUCUUAAUCGGGUGAAACGGUUGCAUAUUGGCAGGGUUAGUAUGGUUGGACACUAAUCCUCUUAAAAUGCUUGUCUCCCACAAAGUUCAUCGUGUUCCUCGUUAAUCUCUUGGACAAGAAUCUUCUAUAAAUCAUUCUGAGCUACUGGGCUUGGUUCUCCGAUCUGCUCAAUGAACCUUUAGUUUCUUAAUAAAAUAUAGAAUUUUAUAGAUGUUUCUGGUAUUAAAUUUGCCACAAAAUAGCCAUGCCGAUCGCUUCUUUGGUGUGGAUGAAGCAGGAUCAGGAAGCAUUACUCUUAACCAUUUAAUGUAACUAGUUCCUGGAAUUCUAAAUAUGUAAUUUCUUUAAAGCAUUUGCCUCAUUUUCAAUCCGACAACCGACAACUACUGGUGAUUACGUACUGUAACCAGUUACUCAUGACAAAGUAACCGAAUACCUUUGGUUAUUUUUCAUCUCCAAAACUUCCCAUCUCUACCAUGUUGACCCCGUUGUUCAACAAAUUUCGAAUGGUUGCCGCUUUACGAGUGCCGCUAUUAAGAUGCUGCAUGAUAGUGUGUUUUUUUCUUCUGGCAAGCACUUGCGGUUUGCGAAUUCCAUGAAAGCCAUCAAUGGAUCUGUUUUGGCAGAGAUUAAACGAUCUGCAAUAAAUUAUGCAUUAACUUUUUUUGUUUUUGAGUCUGCCGAAAAGACCUCGAAAUAAACUUUACUAUCUGCUCUU